Molecule: messenger RNA, 766 nt
Organism: Tilletiopsis washingtonensis
Lineage: Eukaryota; Fungi; Basidiomycota; Exobasidiomycetes; Entylomatales
Exons: 1
Coding region: 159-563 (134 amino acids)
Source: RefSeq, a predicted model, not a curated record
CUGGCCAUCAAGUGCCUGGGGCGAGAUGAGAGGUCGUGAAACAGAGUGGGCUCGGACUGCCGCUGUCUGCGAGAUGCUGCUGCGCAGAAAGGAAGGCCAGCAGCGCAACAGCGAGCAAAGAGUGUGGGGUCGAGCUGCAGGAGGCUGCACGUGCAUGCAUGCAUGGGAGGAGGGCGCUGUCCAAGCGUGCAAGGGCGCUCGCCGUUGCUGCCGCUGCAGUGCGGGGAAGGCAAGCGGCAGCGAAUGAAGCGAGGGCAGGAGCGAGCAAGAAGGCGAGCGUGGACGGCAGAGCGGCAUGCUGCCGGGCGACAGCCGCCGGCGAGCUGCGGCUGUCGAGGGCACGCUGCGAGGGACGGGUGCCGCGUGGACGCCUGAUGAGCCCAGCCUUCCUCGGAGCGGAGGCCGUUGACACUGUUUUUCGCGCUGAGCGCGCUCUAACGUUGGCUGAGCGCGGAGGGAAAUGUCUCGAGCGCUCCUGCGGCGAGGCGGCGACAGGAGAAGCACAUCGACGCAGGCGGUGGAAGCUUUCCGGUGGCGGCGCGGCGAUGAUGGAGCGGCACUGACGGCACGGCGGCGGCACGGCUGCAGCGGUGCACGGGCGCGCGGCGCCGCCUCGCUCGCCGAGUGCCGAGGCGGUCGCCGGUCGCGGCGCCACACAGGCGGCGUGCCCAGCGCAUGCGCGCGCUCAUCACCGUGCGGCGCGCGGGUGAGAUGGGCACUUUGCCCAUGUGCCUUCUACCGCCUCUUGCAGCCGGCAGUCUAGUAG